Fusarium keratoplasticum is the source of this 1233-nucleotide messenger RNA. RefSeq lists its product as uncharacterized. The transcript has 2 exons. The record is from RefSeq and is a predicted model, not a curated record. Bases 1 to 1233 code for a protein of 410 amino acids. Lineage: Eukaryota; Fungi; Ascomycota; Sordariomycetes; Hypocreales; Nectriaceae.
AUGGGCUUUUACACAGAAGCACCCGACCUACGGCCGUUCAGCGAAGAUAAGCCCACGCUGCUGGUGUCGUGGUGGGUGACGGCCUUUUGCUUCGCUGUCAUCCUCAUCCGCAUGUCAGGUCGCUAUGUUCGAGUCGAGAAGCUUCUCAAGGAGGACAAGAUUGUCGCAGUUGCGCUGCUCCCGCUGGUUCUGCGAGCUGUCUGCGUUCACUUUGUCCUCCGUUACGGCACCAACAAUGUGAACCUUGAGGGCGUGAAGCUCACGCAGGAUGAGAUUGACAAGAGGGUUAUGGGAAGUCGGAUGGUCCUGGCCAGCCGAAUCUUUUACGCCGCCACAUUGUGGAUCAUCAAGUUUACAACACUCGAGUUCUUUGAGCGUCUCGCUGGCGCAACUAGGCGCAGGUCGCACGCUCUUAUGAUCAUCGGCAUGCGUGUUGUCUUGAUCGCAACCUUUGUCGCCGUCCUCGUCAGCGACCUGGCCGAGUGCCAGCCCUUUCCUCACUAUUGGCAGGUCACGCCCGAUCCUGGAGGUAAAUGCCGUCAGGGCUUUGCCCAUAUGAUCACCAUGGGCGCCUGUAACGUCAUCACCGACCUCGUCCUGAUUGCUUUCCCUAUCCCCAUUAUUCUCUCGACACAGAUCGCCACCAAGCGCAAGGUGCUGCUCAUCAUGCUCUUCAGUCUGGGUCUUCUCACCGUCGGCAUUACUCUUUAUCGCAUGCCUCGUAUUAUCCAGGCGCAGGGAAGCCAGGUGGUGCGCACCAUGUGGGCAUCUGUCGAGAUCCUCGCUGCCACUGGUGUGGGUAACACCGUCGCCCUCGGAUCAUUCCUGCGUGACAGCGGUGUCAAGCGCAAGAAGUUCAAGGGCUCCAACAGCUACGAGUACUCCAACUCGCGAUCGCAGUCGCAACCUACCAAGCUCACUCGCACAGCGGGUCACAGCAAUUGGGAAGAGGAGAGUGAAGAUGGACAACCCGUCAAGACAACCGAGGGUAUCUGGACAGGCAGCGGGGCGUCGCAUACGACUACCGGCUCCAUCUCUAUCAGCAAAGACGACGACCUGCGCAAGUCUAGCGAGCGACCUGUCAGUCCUACACAGAGCCACGACUCGCUUAUCACGCGAGAUCAGCUGCAACACUCGGUCGAGAUUGGCCGCAACGAGUUCCCCUACAGACCGCCGUCUGCCGUCAUCGCGGGUAACUCGAAAGAGGUGCAGCGCAGCCAACGAAGCAAUUGA